GGGCGGCAGCGGCGGGGAGCGGCGGGGACGGGCACCGCGGGGCGGCAGCGGCGGGGACGGGCACCGCGAGGCGGCACCGGCAGCGGCGGUUGAGGACAGCAGGAGAUCGACAUGGAGAGGCUGGUGGAGCGGCUGGAGGUGGCCGUGGAGCGCCUGGAGACCAUGUACCAAGGGCCUGGCCCCCAGGGGAACGGCUCCUCCAAAGGGCUGGCUCAGUACGUGCAGGCCUUUGAUGCCCUUCUGGCUGGCCCAGUGGCUGAAUACAUCAAGAUCAGCAAAGAAAUUGGUGGAGAUGUGCAGAAGCAUGCUGAGAUGGUUCAUGCAGCCUUGAUGAGUGAGAGGGCUCUUCUGGUGACAGCAUCUCAGCGUCAGCAGCCAACAGAGGGCGCCUUCUCAUCGCUGCUCAAACCCAUCUCGGAGCACAUCCAGCUGGUGCAGAGCUUCAGGGAGAAGAACAGGGGCAGCAAACUGUUCAACCACUUAUCAGCAGUCAGCGAGAGCAUCCCAGCCCUGGGCUGGGUGGCCAUGGCCCCAAAGCCCUGUCCUUACGUGAAGGAGAUGACUGAUGCUGCCAUGUUCUACACCAACCGUAUCCUCAAGGAGUACAAGGACGUAGAUAAAAAGCAAGUGGACUGGGUGAAAGCUUACCUGAGUAUCUGGACGGAGCUGCAGGCCUAUAUCAAAGAGUAUCACACCACGGGGCUGACUUGGAGCAAAACAGGUCCUGUAGCGACAGAGGUGGGUAAAUCGGCACCAGCCGGGCCCGCCCCGCCCCCGCCGGGCCCCCCGCCCCCUCCCGCCCCCGCCAGCUCCAGCUCCGCCUGCGACGAGGCCGCGUCCCGCUCUGCCCUCUUCGCACAGAUCAACCGGGGAGAAGGCAUCACCUCGGGCUUAAGACAUGUUUCAGAUGACAUGAAGACCCACAAGAACCCGGCACUGAAGAACCAAGGGGGUCCUGUGAGAAGUGGACCCAAACCUUUCACUGCUCCCAAGCCAGCCUGCAAUGCCAAUCCCUCCCCAAAAACCUCUCCAAAGGCACCUGCCUUGCUAGAGUUAGAGGGCAAGAAGUGGCGAGUGGAAAACCAGGAGAACGCCACCAACCUGGUGAUCAGCGACACGGAGCUGAAGCAGGUAGCAUACGUGUUCAAGUGCACAAACAGCACACUCCAGAUCAAGGGCAAGAUCAACUCCAUCACCCUGGAUAACUGUAAGAAGCUGGGGCUGGUGUUUGAUGACGUGGUAGGCAUCGUGGAGAUCAUCAACAGCAGGGACAUUAAAGUCCAGGUGAUGGGUAAAGUGCCAACGAUUUCCAUCAACAAGACAGAUGGCUGCCACGUGUACCUGAGCAAGGGCUCCCUCGACUGCGAGAUCGUCAGUGCCAAGUCGUCCGAGAUGAAUGUGCUCAUUCCCGCGGACGGGGGGGACUUUACUGAAUUCCCCGUCCCAGAACAGUUCAAGACAGUGUGGAACGGUCAGAAGUUGGUCACCACUGUGACGGAAAUUGCCGGCUAAGCAGAACAGCUCCGAGGCUCGUGCCCUCCCCUGGCCCUGCUGUGGGACGAAGCUGCUUUCAGAUGAUUCUUUUAGAUUUCUUGUACCUUUCUGCUCUCAAACUGCUUCUCUUCUGCCCGAGAGACACGGCUGCCUGCCCUCGCUGACACGCCUCUGCCUGGGCGUUGCUGUGGGUGGCAGGUCAGCCACUGUCCACACCUAUUAGCAGGAAGGUGCACUUUCUUCUCCCCUUGUCCCCUCUCACUGCACCCAUUGAUCAGGUCAGAUUCCAGGGAACUCCACAGCCAGAACUGGCACUUGGCUCUCAGAGCAGUGCUCGGUUUCUGGGAUAUUGCCUUUAAGCAAACUGCUUGUGUGAGAGAGAGCUGUUGUCCCUUUGGUGUCUGCUGGGGUCUGGUUUCCCACUUGCCGUGGCAGAUGUCUCUAGAUCCUGGGAGCUGCUCACUCCAGCUCUGUGCAGCAGCUCGUGGCGCUGCAGGACACGGCAGUGGCUGUGGGACCAAAGGCUGAGGACCUGGCCCGUACCAUUCCACCCCCAUUUCUCUUUCAUUCCUACUUGCUGAGUGUAUUUCUGAUUGUGCCAUGACAGGCUUUUUAUUACCCAGUGCCACAGGAAAAGCACCGUGGCAGAACCACGGUUCCCCCCUUGGCCGGUGGCCUGGAGCUGAGCACCUCUUAUUCCAGCAGCCCUCCACCCUCACAAGGGAACCUUUGCCCCAGGGAGCAGCUGGACUCAGGUUCAGGCUUCCAGGACAGUUCUGAGCGCUCUCUCCUGCAGAGGAAGGGCCUCCUUCAUUCCAGGGUCAGUAGUGCAGUGUUGUAAAUACCUGAGCAGGAUCAAGUCGGUUCAUCACUCUCUCCCUCGUCUGCAGUCGGUCCCCAUAAAGUGAAUCCUCUCAGCUUCCCCUCUCCCUGUUGCUUGACUCUUUACUUUGGUGGAAUCUGUAGCCUCUGUUCCAGGGCCCUGGAGCAGUGGUGGAUCUAAGACCCGGUACUGUACUGACCCAUAAAGGGAGCUGCACGUGCUUUGACCUUCCUUUCUGCAGCGCCUGGGGUGGCAGAAGCUGUGUGAGAUGCAUUUCCUCUGUCAGUGUCAAUGUUCUUCUUCUCUAGGACAAAACUUACAAAAAAAUAUGCAAUUUUUUAAUUUGAGACUGUCCUGUGACUUGUAACUCGUCUGCUCCUGAGGCUGUGGAAAAACCUUUCUUAUGUACUUAAGAUUAUACAGAAGAUAGAAUAAAGAUAAUGCCAACUUGCUCAGUA
Molecule: messenger RNA, 2775 nt
Organism: Colius striatus (speckled mousebird)
Lineage: Eukaryota; Metazoa; Chordata; Aves; Coliiformes; Coliidae
Gene: CAP1
Product: cyclase associated actin cytoskeleton regulatory protein 1
Exons: 13
Coding region: 112-1512 (466 amino acids)
Biological process (GO): cell morphogenesis; regulation of adenylate cyclase activity; cytoskeleton organization
Cellular component (GO): cytoplasm
Molecular function (GO): adenylate cyclase binding; actin binding
Source: RefSeq, a predicted model, not a curated record